Messenger RNA from Erinaceus europaeus (western European hedgehog), 2081 nucleotides. Its product is annotated as zinc finger protein 709-like. Gene Ontology annotation, biological process: regulation of transcription by RNA polymerase II. Gene Ontology annotation, molecular function: RNA polymerase II cis-regulatory region sequence-specific DNA binding; DNA-binding transcription factor activity, RNA polymerase II-specific. Bases 335 to 1867 code for a protein of 510 amino acids. The record is from RefSeq and is a predicted model, not a curated record. NCBI's taxonomy places the organism in Eukaryota, Metazoa, Chordata, Mammalia, Eulipotyphla, Erinaceidae. The transcript has 4 exons.
CUUUCUGCUUGCUUGCUGCACUUAAUUGGAUCACUGCAAACUAUUAUGCACUUUUGCUUUAAGAUAUAUAUUUCCCCCUAACUUGUGGAUACAUGUGCUCUGUCUCUUGGGCCCUGGUCUAUAUAUAGGUUCUGUGGCCUUGUUAGGAAGUGCACCACCCAAGAUGGAAUUAAGGAGUUUUGUGGAUAUUUUUUGUUGAAGGAAAAAAGAGGAUUUGAAUAAGCUAUGUCAGUAGAAUUAUUGGGCUUUGUGAAGGCCCUAAUAGGCAGGAUACCUUACUAAAUGGUCCCAGAACCUCCUUUUUACAUUGAAGGGCUAAUGUACUGGGCCUUUCAUGCAUUACAAUGUCUUCCCUGUAGUUGCAGUGCUGUCAAAUGAAGAUGUUGUGCUGCUGGAUUUAAAACAGAUCUCAAGCUACUGCUGUGAUUUCUCUUCAUUUUCUGACCUGAAAGAACAUUUAGAGAAAGAGGAAGAAAUGGCAGUGUCUCAGGCCUCUGUGACCUAUGAAGAUGUAACUGUGAUAUUCACUCAAGAGGAGUGGGCACUAUUAAAGCCUUCAGAGAAGCAAAUCUACAGAGAUGUCAUGUGGGAAAAUUUCAGGAACAUUCUUUCAAUAGGAGAAUUACAAAAGGACCAUUCUACCAAAGAGCAGCAUAACUCCCAGAGGAGUAAACAAAGCUCUAGAGUGGUGAAUAUCUCUGAAGGCAAAGAAAGUGAAAAUAGUCUGAAGCCUCAAGAAUGUGAAGUAUACAACAAACUACUCACUUAUUCUAGUCAUCUUCAAAGACAUGAAACAACUAACAGUCUACGGAAACCCUAUGAAUGUAAACAAUGUAGUCAAAAAUUUAGUUGUUCCAGUCAUCUUCAGAAACAUGAAAGAACUCACAAAGGAAGGAAACUCUUUGAAUGCAAACUAUGUGGUAAACUAUUAAGUUGUUCUAGUUCUCUUAAAAAACAUGAAAGAAUUCACAGUGUAGACAAACCCUAUGAAUGUAAACUAUGUAGUAAAACAUUUAGUACCUCUAGCCAUCUUAAAUAUCAUGAAAGAACUCACAGUGGAGAGAAACCUUAUGAAUGUAAACAAUGUGGUAUAAGAUUCAGUUGUUCCAGUUCUCUUCAGGCACAUGAAAGAACUCACAGUGGUGAGAAACCCUAUGAGUGUAAACUAUGUAGUAAAGCAUUUCGUCGUUCCGGUCAUCUUCGUAGACAUGAAAGAUCUCACAGCGGAGAGAAGCCCUAUGAAUGUAAAGAGUGUAAUGUAAGAUUCAGUUGUUCCAGUUCUCUUCAGGCACAUGAAAGAAUUCACAGUGGAGAGAAACCCUAUGAAUGUAAACUAUGUAGUAAAACAUUCAUUACAUAUACCCAUCUUAGAUAUCAUGAAAGAACUCACAAUGGACAGAAACCUUAUGAAUGUAAACAAUGUAGUAAAAGAUUCAGUUGUCCCAGUUACCUCCAGGCACAUGAAAGAGCUCACAGUGGAGAGAAACCCUAUGAAUGUAAACUAUGUAGUAAAACAUUCAUUCAUAGCAGUAAUCUUCGUAGACAUGAAAGAACUCACAGUGGAGAGAAACCGUAUGAAUGUAAACACUGUAGUAAAAUGUUCAGGACAUCCAGUCAUCUUAGGUAUCAUGAAAGAAUUCACAGUGGAGAGAAACCCUAUGGAUGUAAACAAUGUAGUAAAUCAUUUAGUACAUCCAGUCAUCUUAAAUAUCAUGAAAGAACUCAUAGUGGAGAGAAACCCUAUGAAUGUAAACAGUGUGGUAAAAGAUUCAAUUGUUCCAGCACUCUUCGGUCACAUGAAAGAACUCAUAGUGGAGAGAAGCCUUAUGAAAAUAGUAAUGCUUACAGUUGUUCCACUGCUCUGUGAACACAUGAAAAUAUUCACAGUGGAAGUCAAUCUUUUGAACAUAAAUUGAAUACUAAAGGCUGGAAAGAGAGAGAGAAUCUGAGAGAUAAUAUACUAGUGGUUUAAUUCUAAAAAUAAUAGCUCCCAGAUAUAAGUUUCAGUACAAUGUGUACCAGAAUGAUAUUGUUUUAUUGUCUCUCACUCUUGUGUUAAUAAAUAGCUAUUUUUAAAAUAA